Messenger RNA from Peronospora belbahrii, 474 nucleotides. The record is from the annotation of a GenBank genome assembly. Lineage: Eukaryota; Oomycota; Peronosporomycetes; Peronosporales; Peronosporaceae.
AUGAAAUCUAGUGUAUUUGCUGCUUUGGUGGUGGUGUGUGCGAUAAUUGUCGCUGGUGCUCAAGACACCAAUACUGGAGGACAAGCAGGUAGCGUCAUGACAGACACUACUGCUGCUGAUACUACUGCCCCUCCUAGUGACUUUCCAGUAACUACAGCUCCAGGAAUGACUGCUGCAGCAAAUGGAAUUGAUCCUGCUACUUUAGCCCCUCCUUCCAAUGUUGCUCCAGCAACGGAAGCCCCAGGUCCAGUAUGGGCAGCCAACCCUGCUCCAAUGACCGAUAGUCACAGUGGUAGCUUUGCCGAUACGGAUGAUGUCGAGUCUCCCGUAAUGAAAAAGCACAAAAAAGUUACAGACUCAUCCCAAUCAAACUCAAUGAAGAUCCCAUCGGAAACCUCAAGCGCUCCAAUACCGAUUGCUACCACUACUGCCUGGACCUUUGCGGGAUUGCUCGGACUUGUCACGAUGCUAUGA